AUGAAGGUGCAGCUCCUGGUGCUGAUCUCGAUUGUGAUCUGCGCAACCAUUCUUGCUGGCGUGGGCGUUGUGCAAGGAGAGUUGCUGCGGGAUCCUGGAUUCGAUUCGACUUGGAAGAGGAAGAAUGACUCCGAGGCGCAGCGUGGGUGGCAGCCCUUCGUGAAUGGGUUUCAUCCAUCGACGAAUCCAAAGCUCUCCGGCACUGCUUCGCUCGGCAUCAGCAGCACCUGGCCCGCGGGGGCCUUCCAGUUCGUGCCCAGCGCUCAUCUCCCUCCCGCCGUGCGAGACUACACCUUCGCAGCAUGGACCCUGGUGGACUUCAUGUACGCUGAAAAGGCACCACCAACUGAUGGCCUCGGCAAGGUGACCAUCGACGUGGCGUAUGUGAGCGGAAGGAGCGACAGCUUCUCGGCGGACAUCAGCGGCAAGACCGAGCGCUCUGGCCACAGCCUCUUGGAGGCAGCAGGGCAAGACAACGAGGAAGGAUGGGCGGCACAACGCUACAUGGUGUGGAAGGAGGACUGGCAGCAGCACUGCUUCGCGCUGACCACCGACGCUACGGAAGAGGUUGAGUCGAUCACCGUGUUCCUGCUCUCUACUCACCAGCCCGACAUCUCAGACACGGUCCAGCUCUGGGUCGAACAGGCCGACCUCUUCCCAUCUCGAGAAUAUGCCGCCACAGCGUCGGACGUCACAUUGGUCACGCAUCUCAGUCUCGAUCAGCUCUCUCUGUUAAGUGAUCUGGCUUCCUAUUGGAAAGGUCCUAUUAGCGCGGCCGUCCUCCUUCCCAACCAGCUGAGCCUUGGGGACCUAGUCAGCGCACACAACAACGACCCUGCACUGAAGCAAUGGGCCACACUGCAUGCAACCUACCCCGACAAGGUUCGAUCGAGUGGAUAUCCCAGCGGAUUCCUCCGCAAGGCCGCGACAGACGCCGUAACCUCGACCUAUGUCCUACAAAUGGAUGUCAACUACCGCACUGAAGACAGCUUGCGCAGCGAUGCCGAAAGGUUUGUUGCGUCGUUGGACUGGACAAACGAGGAUGCGGUGUACGUCGUGCCGUCGUUCGCGGUCAGCCGCCCGCUCGCCACCGCUACGAUUCCCAUCGACAAGAAGGUUCUGCUUCAACACCUGCUCUACGGCCGCGUAUCUCAGGUCUUGCUGGUCGUCUUGGUACGCGGCGGCUCAUACCUUGGAUUCUACGCCGAUGAGAACGACAAGGCCUCUACCCUGGUCCCCAGUUCGUUGUACAGUCCAUUCCUCGUGCUGCCCAAAGCCCGCUCGAGGUUCGAUGACACGAUCGAAGGGAGGUGCGGUCUGGAGCUUGAGGCGCUUAAGGUCGAGCUGGACAUGACCGGCCAUGCCUUCAUGUACCUUCCUCGCGGCCACGCACUGCGGCUGGGGGCCGAGCCCUCCGAGCAGGCCUGCGCCUCGACGGACCUUGCCGAAUGGCGGGCGUGGUACGCCUGGCUGGUCUCCACGGCCAUCGCGCACCACACGAGCCCGGACCCCUACCGCCACCUGCCCGUCGGCGAUCCCCUACGCCCGCGGCCGAGGCAUCACCGGCGUCAUCUACCUCAUGCUCACUCGCGAGCCCCUCUUCGGCGCCUUCUUCUUCAUCGGCUUGCUCGUCGGCGUGGCCGUCAUCACCGCCCGCAAGGUGCGCGAGCACCAGCGCGACCUCUCCUAUAA
Molecule: messenger RNA, 1692 nt
Organism: Acanthamoeba castellanii str. Neff
Lineage: Eukaryota; Discosea; Longamoebia; Acanthamoebidae
Exons: 8
Coding region: 1-1692 (563 amino acids)
Biological process (GO): protein O-linked glycosylation via mannose
Molecular function (GO): xylosyltransferase activity; glucuronosyltransferase activity
Source: RefSeq, a predicted model, not a curated record